Messenger RNA from Endocarpon pusillum Z07020, 735 nucleotides. RefSeq lists its product as uncharacterized. The coding region runs from base 1 to 735 and encodes 244 amino acids. NCBI's taxonomy places the organism in Eukaryota, Fungi, Ascomycota, Eurotiomycetes, Verrucariales, Verrucariaceae. The transcript has 4 exons. Gene Ontology annotation, biological process: ribose phosphate biosynthetic process. The record is from RefSeq and is a predicted model, not a curated record. Gene Ontology annotation, molecular function: sedoheptulose-bisphosphatase activity.
AUGUCCACCCCUCGAUGUUUCAUUGUUCGACACGGCGAGACCGAGUGGUCCCUCUCCGGCAAGCACACCGGGUCCACCGAUAUCCCUUUGACAUCGAAUGGAGAGAAACGGGUACGAGCCACAGGUCGAGCGCUAGUGGGAGACGAUCGAUUGAUCGUUCCGAAACAGCUUGCCCAUAUCUACGUAAGCCCUCGAUCGAGAGCGAAGCGCACACUCGAGCUCCUGGGACUGGGUUGCCGGGAUCCGUAUCCGUGGCAGAAGUCACGCAAUGAGUCGGAACCCGAACGUACAGAUGCCAAGGUGACAGUGACGGAGGACAUAAGAGAAUGGGAUUAUGGAGAGUACGAAGGUAUAACAAGUAAAGAAAUCCAGGAGAGGAGGAAGGUGGAAGGACUUGGACCGUGGGAUAUCUGGAGGGACGGAUGUCCGGGUGGGGAGUCGCCAGAACAGAUCGUGGAGCGGCUGGAUAGGUUGAUUUCAGAGAUCAAGACCCUGUAUCAUGCUCCAGCAAUCGGGAAGCCAACAAGCGAGGCUACAUCGAACUGUGACGUGCUGGUGGUGGCGCAUGGCCAUAUCCUUAGAGCCUUUGCCAUGAGAUGGAUUGAUAAACCGCUGACGCAUACGACGUUCUUGCUGGAAGCAGGAGGUGUGGGAACUUUGAGUUAUGAGCAUCACAAUCUAGACGAACCAGCCAUCCUGCUGGGGGGUGGCUUUGUCGUAGGAGAAAGCAAGUAG